AUGCAGCUCACCACUAUCCUCACCACCGCCCUAGCCUGCGCCAGCAGCGCCACGGCCGCACUCAACUGGUCCCUCGAAAAGGCAUCCAACCCGACGACGGACCAGGCGGACGCCUACAGCAAGAUCGAGUCGGCGAUGCGCGACGCCGUGGCGCGCUACCACCGCAGCAGCCCCAACGCGUCCAAGACGAUCCGGGUGUACUACGCGCCGGGCGUCCCCACCGCCGAGGCGUCGUUCAACGGCGACCUGCGGUUCGGCAGCAACCGGGCCUACAUGAACACGCGAACGGCCAUGCACGAGAUCUCUCACACGCUCGGCGUCGGCACCACAAACGCCUUCAAUAACAUGUGCAGCAGCGGCAACUGGCCCAAGGCCCUUCCCUUGCUCAGGAGCUUCGACGGGCAGAGCGCCGUCAUCAACUGCGGCGGGAGCCACUUUUGGCCCUACGGGCUCAACUACGACAAUGAGUGGAGCGAGACCAACGCCGAGAGGCAUGUGCGCAUGGUCGACGCCAUGAUCCAGGAUGGUAUUGGCCGGGGUUGA
Molecule: messenger RNA, 543 nt
Organism: Pyricularia grisea
Lineage: Eukaryota; Fungi; Ascomycota; Sordariomycetes; Magnaporthales; Pyriculariaceae
Exons: 1
Coding region: 1-543 (180 amino acids)
Source: RefSeq, a predicted model, not a curated record